UUUAAAGAGAAGUCCCAAACUCCUGUAAGAAAAAUAUAGAAUCAGAACCCGUGCAAACUUUAAUAAAAUAUGCAUUACUCAGUUCCCGAUUCGGUCCUGACCGCUAUUGGGGGGGCUCUCGCAACAUCCUCUUUUAAAUUGCGAGUUAUCGUAAUUGUUUCAUUGUAACAGAUUGAGCUUGAAUCUCUACCUCGGGUCAUUUGAGCGCAGGGCCUCUGGUAGAAAGCCUAUAUGCUCUAAAAAUAAUCAUAUAAAAAUGGAUGACGAAAAUGUCACUGAUACGAGUACAUAUCAGAUGCAAAAAUUCUCGUGGAUUGAUUACGUUGUGUUUGUGUUAAUGUUGGCCAUAAGUGCGUUGGUCGGUGUUUAUUGGGGUUUCUUCAAAAAGCAAACCACGCAAAAUGAUUAUCUGCUUGGUGGUAGAAAUAUGAAGGUCAUUCCUGUUUCUAUGUCGCUGGUGGCAAGUUUCGUAUCAGGCAUAACUUUGCUCGGAUCUCCAACAGAAGUUUAUAUGUAUGGAACACAAUAUGGUUACAUAAUGGGAGGCAUAUUUCUCAUGUCCAUUGUUAUGACGCAGGUCUAUCUUCCAGUAUUCCAUGAGCUCAAGAUUACGUCCAAUUAUGAGUACUUAUCGAUGAGAUUUGACAAUCGGGUGCGAUUGUUUGGAUCGAUCCUAUUUGCUUUUACGUUGAUAUGUUGGCUGCCAAUCGUUAUCUAUGUUCCUGCACUUGCUUUUAAUCAAGUAACUGGAGUUGAUAUUCACGUUAUUACUCCAAUCGUUUGCUUAGUUUGCAUAUUCUACACCAGCGCUGGUGGUCUUCAAGCGGUAGUUUGGACGGAUGUAAUCCAAAUAUCAGCCAUGGUUGGCGCGAUGGCACUGGUGGCUAUUAAAGGGACGUUCAACGUUGGUGGUCUGGGAGUGGUAUGGCAACGAAAUAUGGAGAGCGGGAGAAUCGAAGCUCCCAAUUGGGAUCCCAGACCUACAGCGCGGCAUACAAUCUGGAAUUUGAUAUUCGGAGGUCUGGUUUAUUGGUUACAAGCGAAUUCAGUCAAUCAAACCAUGGUACAGCGUUACUUAGCCUUACCCACAUUGAAAGGGGCAAAAUGGGCAGUAUUUUUGUUCUGCAUUGGGAUAUCAAUACUUUACUGUUUCUGUUUGUAUUGUGGACUUCUCAUCUAUGCACGUUUUUAUGACUGCGAUCCAUUACAGACAAGGCUCGCAAAAGCCAAAGAUCAAUUGCUGCCGUUACUAGUUAUGGAUGUUCUGGGUGGCAUACCUGGUCUGCCAGGGGUGUUUAUAGCUGGCAUUUUUAGUGCAGCUCUGAGCUCUCUAUCAACGAGUCUCAAUUCCAUGUCAGCGGUAGUUUUGGAGGAUUUCUACAAGCCAUUCUACAAGAGACGACUGACAGACAGACAGACAAACUGGCUUUUAAAAUCAGUUGUUAUAUUUUUGGGAGCGCUUAGUUUAGGUCUUGUAUUCGUUAUUGAGAAGAUGGGAACUAUUUUGCAAUUAACUAUGACGUUGGAAGCUAUGACAAUGGGACCGCAAUUGGGUGUUUUUUCAAUGGGGAUUUUAAUGCCAUGGGUGGAUUCAACGGGUGCUCUGGUCGGCGGCAUCGUUGGUCUCGCACUCAUGGCUUGGUGGUGCCUCUCGGCUCAGCUGGCCAUCGCUGGAGGCCUCAUAGUCCAUCCACACAAAAAUCUUACCAUUGAAGGAUGUCUGUACAAUUUUACGAAAGCUGACAUUGUUAUUACUCCCAGUGAAAGUGUUGAACUGCAUCCAGUCUUGCACGUAUCCUACAUGUGGUACACCUUCGCCGGAGCUCUAAUGACAAUGUUCGUCGGAGUUCUAGUGUCCAAAGUGAACAGAUGGUGCGGCAAAGCCUACGUGCCGCCCGCGCCCAAGCUGUUAGCGCCACAGAUGAGGAGACUGUACAGAGAACCACCACAUCCGAGGGAUGAACCCUUUAUCAGAGCAUAUGGACAACCUGCCAAUGAAUUCCUCCUCAAUAAACAUGAAGCCGAUAUCGGAGAGCGAAGAAAUAAGUUGAGAAUACUAUUAUUUAUUUUAUUUAUACUUAAGGUAAAAUUAUUAUUUAUUAAGCUAAUUAAAUAUUUAAGUAAUUGUGGAAUAAUGAUUUUUAUUUAAAUAUCGAAUAAUAAU
Molecule: messenger RNA, 2164 nt
Organism: Maniola jurtina (meadow brown)
Lineage: Eukaryota; Metazoa; Arthropoda; Insecta; Lepidoptera; Nymphalidae
Product: sodium-coupled monocarboxylate transporter 1-like
Exons: 14
Coding region: 257-2149 (630 amino acids)
Biological process (GO): transmembrane transport; sodium ion transport
Cellular component (GO): membrane
Molecular function (GO): symporter activity
Source: RefSeq, a predicted model, not a curated record